Molecule: messenger RNA, 897 nt
Organism: Klebsormidium nitens
Lineage: Eukaryota; Viridiplantae; Streptophyta; Klebsormidiophyceae; Klebsormidiales; Klebsormidiaceae
Source: the annotation of a GenBank genome assembly
AUGGCACUUCCACUACUUCCAAGAGCUACUCUUCUACUCGUCAUCCUCUCAAGCACAGCACUUUGUUUCCAUUCUGCUGAUCUAGGAGAAAGUUGGACAGAUGGAACCAGGGAUGAAGAUGAAGGUCGUUGGCGAAGUGAUGACAGGACAAUCCGACCAGCUCUUAAGGGGCGGAGGCUAGCACAGGAUAGUUGGAUAGACCCCUUCCAAGAGCGGCUUCCAGGGCAGGGCGAUUCAAAUAGUCUUUUCAGACGUUGGUUUGGAAAUAAGGCAACAUCCAAGGUUGCGCUGGCUGUGGAGGAGGGGCGCAAGCGGUUGGAAGUUGUGAGCGCAGCCAUGGCCAAGCGGGCCAAGGCGCUCGGUCAAGACCCUCUGUAUUCACCGGAAGACAAGGUUGUCAGCAAAGCUGCGGCGCAGCUAGCGGCAAAACUCGCGACGGCAGGCGAAGAGGGGGCGUCCCGGGGGGGGAGGUUUGCAGACAGAGAGUUAGAGGGGAAAGGGAGCGGAGGGAAGAGGCUGAGUCCGCUGGACUUGGCCAAACAGAAAAUCAAGAAGGACAAAGAGGACAUGUAUGUAGAAGGGGUGCUGGAAGCGGGGAACAAUGAGGGCGAGAGGGACUUUAUAAUCGUUGAGGAUCCGGCGUGGGAGGAGGGCAUCGUAAACGAAUUUGUGCGGCAGUAUGUGAAGGAGCUGCAAGGGGACUACGAGGGUUUGGAUGAUACGAUGCACUUUCAGAUUGAUCGGGUGGAGUCGCAGAUCCGGGAAUAUGCGCGGGCGCAGGCAGAUGCGGUGUGGAAGGCGUGGGAGGACGUGGUAGACAAUGAAAAACGGAAAGUGGGCCUAAGGGACAGCACCACGUCAGCUGGCCAGCUUCUUGAUACGCAACGAUCCGAUUGA